Etheostoma cragini (Arkansas darter) is the source of this 3006-nucleotide messenger RNA. RefSeq lists its product as uncharacterized. The record is from RefSeq and is a predicted model, not a curated record. The transcript is spliced from 2 exons. Lineage: Eukaryota; Metazoa; Chordata; Actinopteri; Perciformes; Percidae. The coding region runs from base 226 to 570 and encodes 114 amino acids.
AAGACAGGCAGAAGACAAUAUAAGGAUUUAGCAGGCUGUCCUGCAUCAGAUAGCUUAGCACAGAUUGAAGUGUCCAAGCACACACCCGGACAGACCCUCUGUCAGUGGGUUUCCCGUCCUUGGAGUCCCAAACUCCAGGAGUUUGAGAAAAAUAGAUAGCCAAGUGUUAUCUGGCCCUGAACUCAUUCCUGAUUUAACAAGUAGACCGUCACGGAACGCGCCAAAAUGUUUUUCAGGGUCCCAAGACUGACACCAGGCUACAUCAGGCUGCUGCAGACCCAGGCCUACCACAACGUGGCUGUGACGCCUCCAGCUGAGAGGACCAUGCCUGGCCUGGCUGUGCUGCUGGGGGCCGUGGGGAUCGGGAUGUGUGGUUACAGCUCCAGGCAGCUGGCCCUCUACCACCGGCCCUCCGCCCGUGUGCUGCAGUGGGUUGGCACACACACUGAUGCCAGCAUGGUGUGCACAGUGGCCCAUAGGACCCCCUUCCUGGAUGUGAAUCGCCAGACCGUUGCUUGCCAGGAGAUCCCACCUCCAUCCUUUGUGGGCCAGAAAGUCCCGGUGAAAUAAUUCCCUUUGAUGCUAGGUUGGGUGUAGAUUGGCCAUCACAAAGGUUGAGCUCCGGUAACUACACUUAUGCACAACUAAGAUUGUAGCUAUGCUGGCCCCCAGUGUGGCCCAUGUGCUCUCUGAUGAUGUGCAAGUGUGGAUAUUUGACUGACCUCAACCUUUAUGUUCGCAGUGAGUUAGAUGUCUUAUGUAAUGAAUCCUGUAAAUAGUGCAACACAUACAAAAAUAGAUGAAAUUAGAUUGUUAGUGUGGAAUACUAUUGGAUUGCAUCAAUUACUCAAAAAUAGAGAAUAUCAUGCACUGAGAGGGCACGUAGCUACAUGAAAGAUUGGAUGAGUACGUAAUGAUGCGGGAACUUCCCAUAUACAUUUGAAUGUAGGAGCUAAGUUGAAGGAGCUAACGUGUUAAAUUUGGAGACAUUGUGUGUCUUUUUGAGCCUAGCCUGGUGUGAAGGGAAUGGCGCUUGGCAGUGUCCUUCUGUACACAAAUGGUUGGCAACUCUCCCUGUCCCCUCCUCUUCCCUCCCCAGGCAGACAGCCAUGUGUAAGUGCUUGAGCACCCCAUCCCUGCCCAUGACUUCAAUUGAUUUCCUCUGAGGAGUUGCAGGUGCCAUCCAUCAACAAGCCUUGGCGCUUGCUGGCGCCGCCUGUUUACCGGCUGUCAAUCAAGAUUGGAUGGGGAAAGACACAGGUUGGCUUUGUGGCUGAAACAGUGACUGGUGCUUACUGGGCUCAGAAAAGUUUAAUUCUCCAAGGGUUUGGUCAAAGUGGUGAAAGAAUAGCUGAGUGGCAGGGCGUUUUUGUGGAUUGAAACCGCUUCUUUAAGUAGAAUAAAGUGCAUUUGAUAUCACAACCAGGGUCACAUAAACAACACAAAUACACUUUUCUGGAUUAUGAAUCCUAAUUUCCCUUAACUGAGACGCUGCGGGUGGCAAGCAAGCAAGGUAGAAGGGUGAUUUCUCCUGGAAAAGCCUGUGUCCUUUGUGCGGAUUAACCCAGGUGGAAAAAUCAUUCCUGGCAACAUACGACUUUCCCUAAUCUGGUAUUAGAGGCGAGGACCUGUGAGAGGCAGGCAGUCCCUGUGCAUUCCAACUUUGUACCAUUCCCCCUGCAGUGUCCACCAUUUGUCCCACUGCCAUACACGGAUUUAUUCCAUUAUAGUAUGGUGUUUUCUUUUUGUGUUGACAAGAAAAAAAUAUAGCAGUGAAAAGGGACUUGAGAUUUGGCGAGGCACUGAGCGUGGUUGAGAAUGUGUGCUGUGCCUUGCUAUGGAUAACACAGGGUCAUACUGUCUUUAUAUUUACUGCCUCCUAUUUUGACUAUGAAUAUUUAAAAAACGUAUUUCUCCGCAAGCAUGGGGACAGGAGGUGGAGGAGGAGGUUCCUCAGUACUCUUGAAAGUUGUGAAGAAUGAAGAUGAUGAGAAAAUUAAGUUUUUCAUCACUUAGAGGUCAGCCAGACCUUGUAAUCAAUUUUCUCAUUGUUUAAGAGCCAUCCUUGUCCGUCUGCCAAAUUGGACCAGCGUUUUGUCUCCCCAAAUAGUGCGCCCUCCAGAAGAAAUGUACAUAAUCCAUUCAGCAGAGGGGGCCAAUGGCUCCAACUGGCAUCAGACACUGAACAAAGAAUUGGUUCCCUUGCUCUGGAUAGAGACUGCCAGCCAUAAUCAAUUUUGUAAUUGGAUUGUGAUGGUCUGAAAACAACAGGAUACUAUGUAUUACUAUAUACGUCUAAAGGAAGAUUAGAGAGUAAAUUGGGACUUUUAAAUGUGAAGAUUGACAUACAUGUAUAACUUCACCGUUUCUAAAAUCUAAAUCUGAAACUAUUUGUCACACUGGCGCGACCUGCAUUUUAUAGUCAUUUUCAGGUAUUGCACUUCCAUGAGUGUGAAACCAAUGAGAGUGGGGACUGGAGGUUUUGUAAUGCACCUGGCUGCUUUUGAUGGAUUCUCGCUAUACUGCAGUGGUGCACCGUGAGCACAGAGCACUGUGGAAACCUAUUGAUCUCAAUCAGAGAGUGGGGUAAAGCUUUACUCGUCACUGCAGCAUUGUGCAGUUUAUUAAGGAGAACUGCCAAGACACUGCACUCACAAAUCAAUAUCUGUAAACAUGUUUGUUGUUGGAAUAAUAUGUGGAAUAUGUUUGAAAGCACACAAUUAAUCUGUUAGCUUGUUGUGCAUCAGUGCUCAUUCAUUUCAUUCUGUAAAGGUCCACAAACUCGACUUCAGCUGCAUGAGCUCAUUAAAGGAGAGAUUUAUUCUGUUAGCAAUAUAAUUAAUAAUUAAUGAAAAGAUGUUGAAAGACAUUGAUGAAAUAAAAGCAUUUGGCAAACAUGCUGCUCUACUGUUGCACUUAGUCCCACCUGUGGGUCAGAUUGUUUUUGUACAGUGUUGUCCGAUGAAGUUGUGCUUUUUGUACCAAGAAAUAAAUAUGUUUAGUCAA